Lagenorhynchus albirostris (white-beaked dolphin) is the source of this 1969-nucleotide messenger RNA. RefSeq names its product aldehyde dehydrogenase 1 family member B1 (gene ALDH1B1). The record is from RefSeq and is a predicted model, not a curated record. The coding region runs from base 1 to 1554 and encodes 517 amino acids. Gene Ontology annotation, molecular function: aldehyde dehydrogenase (NAD+) activity. The transcript has a single exon. Lineage: Eukaryota; Metazoa; Chordata; Mammalia; Artiodactyla; Delphinidae.
AUGCUGCGCUUCCUGGUGCCCCGGCUCUUUUGCCUGCGCCGUCUGGCCACCCCGUACUCCUCAGCAGCAGCCCUCCCCAGCCCCAUCCUGAACCCUGACAUCCGCUACAACCAGCUGUUCAUCAACAAUGAGUGGCAAGAUGCGGUCAGCAAGAAGACCUUCCCAACAGUCAACCCUGCCACGGGGGAGGUCAUCGGCCACGUGGCUGAAGGGGACCGGGCUGACGUGGAUCGGGCGGUGAAAGCAGCCCGGGAGGCCUUCCAGCUGGGGUCUCCAUGGCGCCGGAUGGAUGCCUCAGAGCGGGGCCGGCUGCUGAACCGCCUGGCUGACCUAGUGGAGCAGGAUCGUGUCUACUUGGCCUCACUGGAGACCCUGGACAAUGGGAAGCCUUUCCAGGAGUCUUAUUUCUUGGACCUGGAUGAGGUCAUCAAGGUAUACCGGUACUUUGCUGGCUGGGCUGACAAGUGGCAUGGCAAGACCAUCCCCAUGGAUGGCGAGCAUUUCUGCUUCACCCGGCACGAGCCUAUUGGCGUCUGUGGCCAGAUAAUCCCGUGGAACUUCCCCUUGGUCUUGCAGGGCUGGAAGCUGGCCCCGGCACUUGCCACGGGCAACACUGUGGUCAUGAAGGUGGCAGAGCAGACCCCCCUUUCUGCCCUGUACUUGGCCUCCCUCGUCAAAGAGGCGGGCUUUCCCCCUGGGGUGGUAAACAUUGUCACAGGCUAUGGCCCAACAGCAGGAGCGGCCAUUGCCCAUCACAUGGAUAUCGACAAAGUUGCCUUCACUGGCUCCACCGAGGUGGGCCACCUGAUCCAGAAGGCGGCCGGCGAGUCCAACCUCAAGAGAGUCACCCUGGAGCUGGGUGGGAAGAGCCCGAUCAUUGUGUUGGCCGAUGCCGACAUGGACCACGCCGUGGAGCAGUGCCACGAAGCCCUGUUCUUCAACAUGGGUCAGUGCUGCUGUGCCGGUUCCCGGACCUUCGUUGAAGAAUCCAUCUAUGAUGAGUUUCUCGAGAGAACUGUGGAAAAAGCUAAGCAGAGGAAAGUUGGGAACCCCUUUGAGCUGGACACCCAGCAGGGGCCCCAGGUGGACAAGGAACAGUUUGAACGAAUCCUGGGCUACAUCCAGCUUGGCCAGAAGGAGGGGGCAAAACUUCUGUGCGGUGGGGAGCGUUUUGGAGAGCGAGGCUUCUUCAUCAAGCCCACGGUCUUUGGUGGUGUGCAGGAUGACAUGAGGAUUGCCAAGGAAGAGAUCUUCGGGCCUGUGCAGCCUCUGUUCAAGUUCAGGAAGGUGGAGGAGGUGGUGGAGAGGGCCAACAGCACCAGGUAUGGCUUGGCUGCUGCUGUGUUCACCCGGGACCUGGACAAAGCCAUGUACUUCACACAGGCGCUCCAAGCUGGGACGGUGUGGGUAAACACCUACAACGUUGUCACCUGCCACACGCCAUUUGGAGGCUUUAAGGAAUCUGGCAAUGGGAGGGAGCUGGGGGAGGAUGGGCUUAAGGCCUACACAGAGGUGAAGACAGUCACCAUCAAGGUUCCUCAGAAGAACUCGUAAGAACGGCUGCCAGGGAGCGCCAACUCUAGUCCCAGGAUGCCAAAACCACCUGCCAGUGGUUGCCAAACAGUUUUUUAGCCACGGACCCCCUUUAUUUGUUCCAGAUGAACACUUAGAGGAACCUCAACAAAUAAAGCAAUUAAAAUGAGAGCUGCUCUAGUUAAAGCAGGGAUGAAGGCUGGGCUCAGAGCCCUGUCCACCUGCACUCCAGCCCCCUUGGUGGCCCUGUGUUACUUCCAUGAAACCUUAGGAGUCUCUGAAAGACAGAUUAAGAAACACUGAUCCAGACCAUGGCUCUCAGUUCUUCUUACUGAUCCAAGGACUUCCCGGUGGAUUAACUGAUGUCUUAGUGGGUAGACUCAUCUCAGACAUGGAAUUGGAAGGCAUUAGGAGUUUUAAGCUAGACCCCAUAAUC